Messenger RNA from Balearica regulorum gibbericeps (East African grey crowned-crane), 2445 nucleotides. Lineage: Eukaryota; Metazoa; Chordata; Aves; Gruiformes; Gruidae. The record is from RefSeq and is a predicted model, not a curated record.
AUGAAAAAGGACAAGAGCCAUGGCCGGGAUGAGGCGGACUGCAGGACGGAGCUGAUCCUCAUCAACGGGGACUGCACCGAUCCCACUAACGACGCACCCGCCCUUGUUCUGGAGGCGAAUAGGAAGCCCAGCGCUCCAGAUGCCGGGGGCCUGGGGCUGCCAUCCCUGAAGAACAACAAGAGGGUCAGCAAGGGAGACCUCUCCAAGGAUGGCCUGUCCUGGCCGCUCACUCUCGCUGGGACGCAGGAGGUGCGGCCCCGGGGCAGCGCCGGUUGGGAGAGCAGCCUCAGGCAGAAGCCCCCCGUCCGCCUCAUCUUCCAGGCAGGGCAGACCCAGCAUGAGAUGAAGGUCAAGGAAACGAACAGCGUGGAGACUCUCAGGGACCUGCCAACUCCCUUGCGGAGCUCCAAGCGGCGUCUGGCCACAUCUGUCCCCGUGACCACCAUCGACCUGACGGAGGAGGACUCCCGGGACUCGUCCCGGAGCAGCAGCACGCUCUCUGGCAGCAGCUCCCAGGAGGGGCAGAAUGGCUCUGCCGAGCUGGGGACCGAGGAGCCGGAGAGCAGAGACACGCGGAUGGCGCUGGAGUACCAGGAUGGGAAGGAAUUUGGAAUUGGGGAGCUCGUCUGGGGAAAGAUCAAAGGUUUCUCCUGGUGGCCUGCGAUCGUCGUCUCCUACAGAGCCACAGCCAAGCGGCAGGCUGUCACAGGCAUGCGGUGGGUGCAGUGGUUUGGAGACGGGAAGUUCUCUGAGGUUUCUGCAGACAAGCUGGUGGGACUGAUGGCAUUUAGGCAGCAUUUCAAUUCUUCAACGUUUAAUAAGCUGGUCUCCUACCGACGAGCCAUAUACCACGCCCUGGAGGUUGCCCGGAGCCGGUCGGGGAAGACGUUUGCGGCCACUCCUGGAGAGUCUCUGGAGGAGCAGCUGAAGCCCAUGAUCGACUGGGCACUCACCGGCUUCAAACCCUUGGGCUUCAAGGGACUGCGACCACCCAAAGCCUCAGAGAACGGGGCCCUGAGGAACGGGACGGAGGAGGUGCUGUCCCUCGAGCAGUGUCCCCCUCCCAAGAGGCUGAAGACCAACCUCUGCAACAACAACAAGGAGCAGCGAGUGGAGGAGGACCAGACCCGAGAGCAAAUGGUUUCUGAAGUUACGAACAACAGUGGGAGUCUCGAAGACAGCUGUUUGUCCUGCGGAAGGAGAAACCCAGCCACCUUCCACCCGCUGUUCGAGGGGGGCCUCUGCCAGACGUGCAGGGAUAGAUUCCUGGAGCUCUUUUACAUGUACGACGAAGAUGGCUACCAGUCCUACUGCACUGUCUGCUGCGAAGGGAAGGAGCUGCUGCUCUGCAGCAACGCCAGCUGCUGCAGGUGCUUCUGUGUGGAGUGUUUGGAGGUGUUGGUGGGGCGAGGGACGUCGGCCAAGGCAAAAGAGCAGGAGCCCUGGAACUGCUACAUGUGCCAGCCCCAGAGGAGCUACGGGGUGCUGCAGCGCCGGCAGGACUGGAACACCCGCCUGCAGGACUUCUUCACCAGCGACAAGGGACAGGAAUACGCUGCACCCAAAAUCUACCCAACGGUCCCACCAGCGAAGAGGAGACCCAUUCGAGUGCUCUCUUUAUUUGAUGGCAUAGCAACAGGGUACCUGGUGCUGAAGGACUUGGGCAUCCAAGUGGAGAAGUACAUCGCCUCGGAGAUCUGCGAAGACCCCAUUGCUGUGGGCACCAUGCGGCAUGAGGGCAACAUCACCUAUGUGCAUGACGUCAGGAACAUAACCAAGAGAAACAUCGAGGAGUGGGGUCCCUUUGACCUGGUGAUCGGUGGAAGCCCCUGUAACGACCUGUCCCUUGUCAACCCGGCCAGGAAGGGGCUGUAUGGUAAGGCCGCUUUGCCUCUGCAGAGCUGGGUACCCCCGGGGUGUUCCUGGGCUGUAAAUUGUGGGGUUGCACCUGCAAAGCACAGACUGUCUCCAUGCCAGUUGCGGUGGGGAGAGCAGCCAGGCCCCCUGGAUCCGUGCCCCCUGUGCCACAGCCGGUCCCAACCCGCCGCUCCGGCUUUCUCCCUUGCAGAAGGAACCGGGAGGCUGUUCUUUGAAUUUUACCACCUGCUCAACUACGCCCGUCCCAAGGCAGGAGAGGAGCGCCCCUUCUUCUGGAUGUUUGAGAAUGUGGUGGCCAUGAGAGUCAACGACAAGAGGGACAUUUCUCGAUUUCUGGAGUGUAACCCGGUUAUGAUUGACGCUAUCAAGAUAUCGGCUGCCCACCGAGCACGCUAUUUCUGGGGCAACCUUCCAGGGAUGAACAGGAUCUUCGGCUUCCCCCUCCACUACACAGACGUCUCCAACAUCAGCCGCGGGGCUCGCCAGAAGCUGCUGGGGAGAUCGUGGAGCGUCCCCGUCAUCCAGCACCUCUUUUCCCCGCUCAAGGAUUACUUUGCCUGUGAAUAG